Molecule: messenger RNA, 4683 nt
Organism: Pisolithus orientalis
Lineage: Eukaryota; Fungi; Basidiomycota; Agaricomycetes; Boletales; Pisolithaceae
Exons: 3
Coding region: 56-4540 (1494 amino acids)
Biological process (GO): protein polyubiquitination; positive regulation of proteasomal ubiquitin-dependent protein catabolic process; ubiquitin-dependent protein catabolic process
Cellular component (GO): ubiquitin ligase complex; cytoplasm
Molecular function (GO): ubiquitin conjugating enzyme binding; RNA binding; ubiquitin protein ligase activity
Source: RefSeq, a predicted model, not a curated record
AAUCUGUCACGCUGGCUGGUGCCACCUCCUGCCCUGCAUAACUCAUCGAUGAGUUAUGCCAGCGCAAUUCUCCCACCCCCAAAAUAAGUUCCCGGUUCAGCUGGGGCCUCAAGGAGGCAGCAACGACAUCACUAUCCUCAACCAGCCAUCGUCUACCGCGAAGAUGAUGACAGUUCUUCCAAACGUCCCGUUAACACCACCUGGCCUUCCCCCAAAACCAGCACGUAAACCAGCAGUAGCAUCCACCAUCAGUACCACAGCACAUCAGACGGUGUCGCCACCACCCAUCCAGCAGUCGCAGUCGUCGUCUUCUUCGUCGUCUGCAGUGUCUUUCCCAAGUGAGGACGUCGCCAUUAAACUUCCUGUGGCUCCUCGUGUGACGCCACCAUCGCUUGCUCGAGCGAAGGGUAGACCAAGAGGGAGAUAUACACAUACGAGAGGUGUUAGGAAGAUCCAGAGCGUGCCACAUGUACAGCCGCAAGAUAGUAUCCCGCUCGACUAUUCGGCUUUCGAGCAACACAAUUCGUCGUCGGUGCGCAGCUAUAUGGCUUCCCCGGAACCAACAUCGAUCUGCGUCAAAGUUCCUCCCUCUGCGCCGUGUCAGUCUCCUCGUGCCGAGCCCCCUCAUUCGGCGCACCUUCCUCCCAAACCGGAACAACAGUUACCACCUCGCGGUCGGCGUGCCGAGACUUGUGAGCAUUGGCUAAUGGGCAGGUGUACCAAGUCUCCUUGUCGAUACUUGCACGAACUCCAACCCGGGGCGUGUUUGGUUUGGUUGACGAUGGGUAGAUGCAAUAAAUAUAUCUGCCCAUUCCAACACGCGCAACCGACCUUCCCCUGUGGGGCUUGGUUGAAAGGUUCCUGCAAUAACUCCCCCUGCCCGUUUUUACAUGAGCAGAAGCCUGAGACUUCCGUGGACGUUUCGGAGGAUGCGUGCAAGGUGCCUUCUUCGUGUUCGUCCGAGAAGAAAACUUCACUUUCCAUCGAUUGGUUGAUGAAUCACUGCACCAUAUCCAACGCUCCUUCCAAGCCAACCGAGGUUGCUCGGGAAUCCUUCACAACUUCUGCCGAACCAAGAGAAAGUAGCGUUAUACCCAGACCGAGCCCUCAGCAGGCCAAAGGUACGCUGGAUGGCCGCCGCGAGUCGCCAGCCAACAGCAACUCACGUCCGAACGGCGCGUCAUUUCAUGUUUCCCGAGAUUGUCGCAUAACACCUGUUGAACCAGUAAAAAGUGGUAGUGCUUUACCCAGACCGAGCCUUCAGCAGGCCAAAGGCACGCCGGAUGGCUCCCGCGAGUUGCUGGCCAACGGCCACUCACGCCCGAACGGCGUGUCGUCCUCUGUUGUUCAAGAAUGCCAGACAACUCCUGCUGAACCAAGCAAAAGUAGCGCCACAUCUAGACCGAGCCCUCAGCAGGCCAAAAGUACCUCGGAUCGCCACGGCGAGUCGCCGGCCAAUGGCCACUCACGCCCAAAUGGCGCGUCAUCUCAUGUUGCUGAAGAAUGCCGCACAAAUCCUGCUGAACCAAGAAACCGCCACUCAUGCGCGGACGGCGCGGCAUCUCAUGUUACUCAAGGAUGUCGCAUACCACCUGUUGAACCAGUAAAUAGUGGUGCUUUACCCAGAUCGAGCCUCCAGCAGGCCAAAGGUGCGCUGGAUGGCCACGACGGGUCGCCGGCCAACGGUCACUCACGCCCGAACGGCGUGUUAUCUCAUGUUACUCAAGAAUACCGCACAACUCCUGCUGAACCGAGAAAAAGUAGUGCUACAUCUAGACCGAGCCCUCAGCACGCCAAAGGUACGCUGGAUGGCCACGGUGAGUCACCGGCUAACGGCCACUCACGCCCCAACGGCGUGUCAUCCCAUGUUGGUCAAGAGUGCCGUGCACCUGCUGAGCCGAGAAAAAGUAGUGUUAUACCUAGACAGAGCCUUCAGCAGGCCAAGGGUACGCCGGAUGGCCACGGCGAGUCGCCGGCCAACGGCUAUUCGCGCCCAAACGGCGCGCCCUCUUCUCAUCCCCCUCCCAUGCGUGCGCGCAUUUCCGCCCAGCCCUCCACAUUCGACAACCCCAAGCUAAACGGAUGCUCCAACGACACCGUUCCACCAACACUUGACUCCCGUUCGGUCCCGCCGCGCACUUCCGACGUUAACAUUAGACCCCCACGGAUACCUGUCCAGGAGAGGCUUCCAGAAACGUGCCUGGAUUGGCUACAAGGUACUUGCAGAAGAUCUCCUUGUCCAUAUCUGCAUCGCAGGCAGCCAGAGACCUGUGCCAAAUGGCGGCAGGAUAUAUGCCAGAGGUACUUUUGUCCCUUUGUACACGAUUUGGAUGUCACGUGCCAAGAUUGGCUGAGGGGACAGUGUAAAUGGCGCGUCUGUCGUCAUGCACACGCAAAAGCACUUGACAAGCCAGCCCCAUCUCUGGAGCCACUCUUUGGUACGGUGAUUGCUGACCACAUCAAAGUCAGAUUGGACAGAGGCUUUGAGGUUCAAGAGGUAAUCACAGGCUUCGAGAGCCGAUGGGUUCAUCUAGGAAAUGUUGCGCCUGGAAUAUCGUCAAACGUCAUCAGGGGAUUGCUAUCGCAGUAUGGUCAUGUGGAUUCGCUCAUCGUCCCGGAAAGUACUACGAAAAAAUCGUUGGUCAUCAAAGCGCAGUUUUCGUCCCCUGCUGAGGCCAUGAAGGCUGCUACAGCCCUGCACGGACAAGAGUUUCACGAUCAGCACUUGAUGGCUAGGUUGUCCAUUAACAACUUCAAGAAGGGAAACAUGGUCGUCACUGACACCGAUGUCUGUGUGGCGUGGCAGUCACCUCACCGUAUGGGCUAUGGUGGUUACGCCACCCUCAAAGGCGCGCGGGCUGUCAUGGACUCCGUUUCCAAUACCCGAAUGGGGGAUAGCCUCGUAACUGCCGAUUUGUACGACGGGCUUCCUGCUGUUGGCGCAUACAACGUCGUAUUCAGACACCUACCAUCCGAAACAACAGAACAAGAUAUUCGAAAUUUGGGAGGGGAUAUAGAAUCGAUCAUGUUGGAGCGUCCCAACUAUACGUCUAUCGAACGCGCGAUGCAGACUCUGCGUUCGAUACUAGAAAACUAUGGGACAGUUAUCAGUUUCGAUGAUCUCCCUCCUCCGUACAGGGAUGGAGCGGUCAAGGCCUGGGUUAGGUUCUCGAGUCAUGCGGAGGCCCGCCAUGCCCAAGACUCUCUCGACGGCCAAAAUUUCGCGUUCUUGGGUCGCACACCGAUUUCUGUGCGACAUGUUCUCAGCAUGUCUUACACCCUCCCGUGCACCGUAUACCGCAAAUUACAAGAUGACCUGACGUGGUUGCGUCGGUCGUGGUCGCAACGAUACGGUCCCGGAAUUACAUUGAGCGAGAAGGGGGAUAUCAACGGCAUGGCGGAUGGCCCGGUGUUCAUUAGAGUGUCAUGCGAAGACUCCCUUCUUCUUAGUCAUCUAAAGUACGAGUUCGAACAGCUUCUUCGUGGGGACACUGUCAUGUUCAACAAGAAGCCCGUUUGGGACGACUUCCUGACCGGCCCUACCGGUUUGUCGUUCAUCCAUCAGCUACAAAGGGAAUACCCUGGUGUCGAUGUUCAAGUUCGCGGAUCUAGUCGCAUCGUGACUGUCAUGGGCACGAUCACACGCCGUCACCUUGUAAAGCAGGAGAUCGUCCGCAAGAUCGUGGAGGUCCAAUCGCAACUGUUGUGGGAUAUACCUCUUCCGGGCCGAACGCUUGGUUUGUUCCUCAGCGAAGACCUGACCAGGCUUCAAGAAACCUUUGGCGCAGAGAAUUGCUACCUCCAUUACGGCAAACGCGCUCUUAUCGUCCGUGGAAACGAGCAAACCUUCCGUAUUGCGUGCAAGGCGGUACAGGACGCCCAAAGCCGACAAGGAGUGGAACCCUCUCAAUCGGGUGCCAUAUGUCCCGUCUGCUUCAACGACCCGGUCCUACCCACCUUCCUCCCGUGCGGUCACCAGUGGUGCCGAGGUUGUCUCGUCGGAUAUCUGUCAUCAGCCGUCGACAACAAAACGUUCCCACUUACCUGCCUCGGUAACGACGCGUGCUGUUCGGAACGCAUCCCGCUCAGCCUCGCACGAGAGCUUCUUACUGCAGCCGAGUUCAAUGCCGUCAUUGAUGCAGCAUUCUGGACACAUGUGCACAGCCGACCCGACGAAUUCCAUCACUGCCCGGUCCCCGACUGCAUCCAGAUCUACCGUUCUGCGCCACGCAACACUGUCCUCCAAUGCCCAUCGUGCCUCACGCACAUAUGCCCUGCGUGUCACAUAGAGUACCACGACGGCAUGACAUGUGAGGAGCGUGAUGCAGCGGAUGAUAAAUUGUUCUGGCAAUGGCGGUCGGAUAAUGACGUCAAGGACUGUCCUGUGUGUAGGGUUCCGAUCGAGCGCAGUGAGGGAUGCAACCAUAUGACCUGCAUCCGGUGUCAGUCGCACAUAUGUUGGGAGUGCCUUGCAGUGUUCCCCAGAGGCGAAGGUAUAUACGACCACAUGCGUAACAAACAUGGUGGUAUCGGCCUAUAAUGCCAGGUUUCUCGCUACUUUCAUGUACUUCUCUUUCUUUCUUUCUGCUUCUUUCACUGUCUCAUAUUGCCCUCUCGGUGUUUCACUCGCGAUCCUUUCUUUGUGCACUAUCACAUUGUCUGGAUAAGUGUUCAUGCCUCAUG